ACCAUCCUCGCCCUGUGCUUCUGUUGUCAAGCUGUGCUCAAUCUGACCAGAACUUGUAGAGACUUCAGGGACACCAGGGAUUCUCAACAACCACUUGCAAGUAACAAGCCACACUGAUGUGAGCAGAAAAAAUAUUGCCAACCCAUCUCCUACUCACCAUCCCUGAAGCCUCAGUACACACCAGGCCCCUCUGUUCAUGAAGGCAGGGGACCCCAGGUGGCAGAGGGGGGAAGGUGACCUGGAGGACAGGCUGGUGCACCCUCCAAAGAGGUCCUGGGGGCUGCUCCCACCAGAACGGUCUGUGCUCCCCAAAGACCACUGGGGACCAAGGAGCAACUUUAGGAGGGGAUUUUUCAUGCCAGCUUCCAGGGUGGACAGAGGUGGUAUCAACGCCUUUUCCCUUGAACAAGAGUGCCCAAGAGAGACCCAGCCAGCCGGGGGGCGAACAUCGCGGCGCUUCCAUGGGAAUCCGGCCUCGGGCUCAGAGCGCUGGCGCCUCUCAGAACCUGGGGGACGCGGCGGCCGCAGCAGCAGGUUGGAGGGCGCGCAGCUGGGGCCGGAGGGACUGGGUCGGCACCCGCAGCCGGAGUCAGAGCCCGAGCCGGAGACGGAGCUGAGACAGAUGUCAAACAGAAGUAAGCCAAGCCAAGCCCUGCAUGCCAUGGCUUCUGCCCUGACCUUGACUUCUACGACCCUUGCUCUGACCCCGCAGGUCCAGGCCUCACUGUCCACUGCACCGGGACACACACCUGUCCCCAGGUACCAGCGACACCUCUGCCCCGGCCAGGCCCAGGCUGCCACUGGUAACCACAGCUCCCAGGAGGCUGGGGCUGGACCUGUCCAGGCCCCGUGGCCCGCUGCCCUCCUCCUGGCCCCGGCCUGCUGUCGACCUUCAAGCAGACCUUGGCAGUGGAAAUUUCAGGGCCCCAGAGGGGACCCCCAAAGUGAAACUCAAGCCCAGAAAUGGAUUUUCUUUUUCUCCAAGAGCAAAAGAAGUUGAAUAAAAAAUUAGUUACUAUUUUUA
Messenger RNA from Cebus imitator (Panamanian white-faced capuchin), 1024 nucleotides. RefSeq lists its product as uncharacterized. Lineage: Eukaryota; Metazoa; Chordata; Mammalia; Primates; Cebidae. The transcript is spliced from 4 exons. The coding region runs from base 197 to 1000 and encodes 267 amino acids. The record is from RefSeq and is a predicted model, not a curated record.